AUGGUUGAUGUUGAUAACCUGGAAGCACAUGAUAUUCAUCUGAAGGAGGCCAUGAUCUUUCAAGGAUGGCAAGCGUUCUUCUAUGGUUUGUGUGGACCAAUUUAUCCAGAUUUGAUGAAAGAUUUCUGGGUUCAUGCAACUGUCAUGCCAAAGGCCUUUCUCUCUAUUGUUCAUGGUGAACUUUUCUCCAUUACAGAAAACCUUCUAAGGAAGUUGUUUGGGUUGGAAACCGUUGAAGGUGUUUCUGGAGCUGUUCCAGGUAGAAUAGAGUGGGAGGUUGUGUAUGAAGAAAUCUUCAAGAACGGAGUAGAAUCUACAGAAAUCAAGGAACUGAAGCCUUCUUACAGAGUUUGGGCUAAGAUUCUUCUGGGUUGCAUCUACCAAAGAAAGGCAACAGUUUCUUCAAACUAUGUCAACAAGGACCAACAAUACAUUUUGUAUUGUAUUAGUAAACAGGAAAAGGUGGAUCUUCUGUUCAUCAUAUUCAACCACAUGUGGCAUCAUGUGAAGGAAUCCAGAGAUGAAUUCAGAAAGAAGAAUCCCAAGUGCAAGAGAAACAUUAUUCCUUUUGGAAGAAUCAUUACAAAUCUUCUACUUCAAACAAAAAUAGUUGAGGAUCUGGAGAAAGCUAGCAUUACCAAGAAUCCUUAUACAAUGAUUGGAAGCACCAUAAAUGCUCAUACUCUGAAGAAGAUGGGCUUAAUUGAGACUAUUGGUGCUACUCUAAAUGUGAACACUGAAGUUUGGUCCAAAAAAGCUCUUGCUCUGGCUGACUUUGAGUUGUUCUUCAGAAAUGAACAUCCAAAAGUUGUUGUCCAAUACAUUGCUAUGCACAAGUCGGAAGAAGCUCCACCAAAUUUUUCACCAAAAAAAGCCCCAGCUAACCCUCCUCCAACCACCAAAAUAUCUAACCCUCCAUCUUCCCCCAAGUCUAAAGGCAAAAAGCCUAUUCUUGAUUCUGAACCUCCUGUUUCUGAACCUCCUGUUUCUGAACCAAUUCUUGAACCCACACCUCUAAACACCAUCAUUCCUCCUCAUGCCAUAAUCUUUAUUUCUCAACCUCCUUCUCAUUCCAACUAUGAACCUGUUGACACUGCUGUGUUAUUUCACCUCCCCUCAUCAGAAUCCUCUCUUUCUGAUUCUUUCAUCCGCCUCAUGCAAUCCUAUAAUCGUAAAAACAAACCAUCUUCUGACCCCGUUGUCGUAGUCUUAGACUCAGACAAUGAAGCUGAAUCCUCUUGUCAACCAUCCUCUUCAUAA
Vicia villosa (hairy vetch) is the source of this 1260-nucleotide messenger RNA. RefSeq lists its product as uncharacterized. Bases 1 to 1260 code for a protein of 419 amino acids. Lineage: Eukaryota; Viridiplantae; Streptophyta; Magnoliopsida; Fabales; Fabaceae. The record is from RefSeq and is a predicted model, not a curated record. The transcript has 2 exons.